Brassica rapa (field mustard) is the source of this 7859-nucleotide messenger RNA. RefSeq names its product GATA transcription factor 20. Gene Ontology annotation, molecular function: sequence-specific DNA binding; zinc ion binding. Lineage: Eukaryota; Viridiplantae; Streptophyta; Magnoliopsida; Brassicales; Brassicaceae. Gene Ontology annotation, biological process: regulation of DNA-templated transcription. The record is from RefSeq and is a predicted model, not a curated record.
GUAUAUAAUAUGUCGGUCCAUAUUCUUGGGUACGCCACAAGAAAAGAAGAAAUGGACGAACAUAUUCUGCAUCAAAGUCUACCAAUCGCUCAAAUUUUGCGUUCUUAUUUCUUUGAAAAUGCAAUCUUACUUUUUUAAAACAUUAAUAGUUAGUCUCGAUUAUUCGACAAAAUGGGGGAAAUAUAAUGUCUACAAAGUUCCUCAAGAGUAAUAACAAUCGGAUCCGUGCAAGGAGUUUUUAGAUGAAAUAAUUCGAGACAACAGAACUUAAGAUAAGGGAAAUAGGUUAUAUGACUUAUAUCUGUAGACCAAUAUAAUUUCUAAUAAAGAAAAUACGAUCGUAGACAAUAAUGUAUGAUGAAAACGACAAUUUUGUUGUGUUAAACUGUUAAUUCUGUGGGAUAUAUAACAGAGUUGUCUUUUAUACGCACAUGUACAUAUUUCGUUAGACCAUCUCCAACCCAUAUUUAUUUUCAUCUUUAUAUUUUUCUCUAAAAUGCUUCAUUGUAUACAUUUAUAAUAGAGUUCCUUAAUUUAUAGGAACAAAUAUAGAAAUAUGCUAUUUUUAUUUCUAAUUUUUUUUAUCAUCAACUUUACAGACUCAUACUGACUCUGUAAACCAAACCGGGUGAUCUGCAUCCCUGUGAACGACAAAAGACGGUUGUUUCCUAACACUGCGUGCUAGUCUAUCCGCCAUUGAAUUUUGCGUCUUUGGUACAUAUAUGAUCUCUGAUCGGGAGAAGCUCUCUUUCAGGGUCUUGACAUCGUCCAAAUAAUUUACAAAAGCUGGUCAUUCUUCUGGUUCCAAAACUAUCUUCACCAAUUGAAAACAAUCUCUAAAUAUAGAAGCAAAAAAUAAAUUGCUUCUAUAUUUUCCUCUAAAAUAGAGAAAUUCUAUUAUAUAGGUAUACAUCGGAGCAUUUUUACCUUUAUAAUAGAGAUUUUUAUUUUUUAAAAAAAUUUUAGAAAUAUACUUAGAGAUGCUCAUUUUUGCUUUCGGUUUAAGAUUUUUCUAGGUUUUUUUGUUGGUAUUUACUAUAUUAUUCUUGUCUUGACAAAAUUAUCAUCAAUUUUAGGAGAGGAACGAAUUAGUAUAUAAACCCAAAAUAGGGAACAAAAGAAAAAAAGAAAAAGAGAAAAAGAAUUAGCAGUUGAGUAUUUGAUGUAUCCCGUUGUUUAUUCGUUUGUGUGUCUUAUUUCUGAUUAUUGCUUUAAGAAAUUACUUUAAGUGUGAGUUUGCUUCUUUGACUGAUCAAUUGAAUCUCGUUCCCCAAGCCAAAAAAAAGAACACAAGAUGUUGCUUUUGAUCAUUGCCAAGAAUCUCACUUCGGAAUUCUCUUACCUUUACCCUUUUUAUUUUCAUUCCUAGCUUAAACAGUACUUGUUCUCCUUAAUUAUGACAUGUAAUAAUUCAUAUAUUGCCUUUAUAUUAAAGAAGCUUCAGUAUUAUACCAAAUUUUGGUUAUGAUUUUCAGUUCCAAGAAUAGUAAAUGACAGUGGUAUACCGACAAAAAAUGACAUGGCAUAAAAAGACAAACAAUUGAUUUUGUCGUUUUUAACAUGUGCAUUUAGAGCAUUUAAGCAUCUUUCCAUUUUUCUUUUACUUAAGAAUAUAUUAUAUUUUGAAAACAUAAAUUGAGAUCCUUAGAUAUUUUUUUAUCUAUUUUAUACAAAUAACUGAUAAGAAAUACGCACAACCCUUAAAUAAUUUGGUAUUAAAGCCAAAUUAAAUAUUCAUUAAUCAUCUCCAAAUGGUAAAUCAAAACAAUGUACAUUUUGAUGAACCGGAAAAACAACAAUAACUAGGUUAUAGGAAAAUGACAAAGAAACAAACUGGACAAACAACAAUAACUAGGUUAUAAGGAAAUAACAACAAAAAUAAACAUAUCUGAAACAAUAAAAGACAAAAAGCGUGGGAAGAAGACUAGUAACGAGCAGCUCGGGUUGUCCCCGAUUUCCAGAGUGUCCAAAAUCAGCCUUUAUCCAUCAACAGUGUGCUGUAAAAGUAAGCCACCUUAUAGGUCGUCCUGUGGGCAUCAAAUUAAGGUUGUGAUCCAUAGGAAAGCAUGACUCCUGAAAUCCUAGCUACCGCAGUCUACCAUGAAAUUUACAGUUUCACAGGUUCGAUCCACCCCCAUGUGUUUUUCUUCAUUCAAUCCAGGCAUGGGUCACUCUGCGCCGUCCCAAAUAAUCGCCAUCUCCAAGAUCAGUCCACCGAGUCAAUCAAUUCGCCCUCAAAAAGCUACAAACCCUAAGAGAUCCCGACGACUAACCAGAAAAUCCCAGCCUCGACUCCAUUGUUCUCUAAUAGAGUACUUCUGGCGACGAUCCGACAAUCCACUAAAACUGCACAAGCUCUCCUAGGGAUCCACUGCACAAGGAUUCAGAGGAAAGAGAGAAUAGAGAAGCACAUAUUGAGUACCGAUUCUUGACUGUUCUGUCACGGCGAGCAGAUGCCAAGGGACGGGUGGGAAACUUCUAAAAUGUCCCGCGAAGAACACAAAGUUUGGAAGGCUCCACACCCAAACAAAAUUGUUGAAAUUUUGAAAGAGAAAAUUGAAGUGUGUGAGUACAUGACAAAUUGAUGAGAGUAAAGCACACAAACGUGUUUAGGAAAAAUAUUAUUAGACUAUCAAAAAAAUAAUGUUACAAGGUGCAUAGUUUAUAUAGAAAAUAAAUCAACCUAAUUUCUUAAACUAAUAUAAAAUAGUAUACAAUAGAUAACGAUAAGUUUCAUAUUCUAAUAUAUUGAUGUAUAUCCUUAAUAUUAAUCAUUGGAUUAGGUCGAUCUUCUAGAUCUCCCGAUAGUACACACCUCUCAAUUUGUUUUCAAGAUAUCAGUUUGGUAUUUAUUUGUUUUUUUAUAAAUUUGAUAGUUAUACAUGGUAGCUUCGCGAAAGGAUAUAUAUAUAUUUUUUCUUUCUGUUCUAAGUAAAUUGUAUACUCUAAUUCUAAUUUUAUAAUCAUUAGUUUCAUAGCUUAAAACUAGUAAAUAUCAUUUUCAAUUUAGCUAACUUUGGCUGUUGUUCAAUACUGUGUUCCACUUUUCUCUUCGUUUUCUCAUCAAUUGCCAGAUUCAUACUAUAAGUCAGACCAGGUCCUUGGUUUGUUGAGGCUACAAGCCAAAAAAAAUUAUGUGGUUGGCUAGCCUUGAACCCUGCACCUCUUGUAAAAGAUAGAGACAUUAGACCAAUGUACUAAAAAUUAGAUAUUAUAUUUUUGUCAACCAUUAAAAUAGAUCUUUGACUUCACCAUGCACACUACUAAAUUGUAGUUUUGCUUAAGAUCUUUUUUUUAUAGUGCAAGUUUCGAGCCUUUUGGUCCGUAAUAUCUCACAGAUCUGUAAUCAACCUUUAAAUAUCUAUACUAUUAAAAGGAAAUCAUUCUGAAAAAAUCUACUUAAAAAAGUUAUUGCACCUAUUUAUUUUGGUCCAACCUAUUAUAUACAACUAAAUAUUAAUAAUUUAAUCCUAUUAUAUUAACCAAAAUCUAUGUUCGACUAGAAUUGGUCAACACACCCAUUUAGAUAUACGUGUUGUGUUAUGAUUAUUAUUUUCUACAUUACCUACGUACAAUAUUCCUCUAAUAUACACUAAAGUCUUAAACGUGAGUCUGAGGGUAUAUAUUUUUAAUGUUUCGAUGAACCACCAUGGAAUAUUCAUGCUUCUGUGAAAUUUAUUUUUGGUCGAAUGUCUAUGUGAGUUUUGAAGAUUAUAUUUGCAACACUAUGUUAGUCGUCAUCAUCUUGCAGUUUCCGCUUCAUAUUUUUACAACACAUAAUAAGUGCCAUGUGGUAGAACAUGGCAAUUAUGCCUUAUUGGUAAUGAGUUGUCAGGUCACGAAUCAGUCUGUUUCAAAAAAAUUUCUUAUCAGUCCAAUUGAAAACAGGUUAUAUGCGAUGGAGCCGAGGAAGACAAAGAAGGAGAAACAGAAAAGAAAAAUCAGAAGAAAAUCCUCACCGGCUAUUAAUGAAAUCUUUCAAAAAAAAUUAAUUUCAAAAUUUAAGGAAAUUUUAGAUUUGAUAUAAUCUAAAAACUUAACAAAUAGCUAUCUCUAUGGAAUUAUCAAAAUAUUCUUUAGCGUAUUUAUCCACAAAUAUAAUAAUUAUAUAAUGAUAAUUUUACUAAAAAAUAUUAAACAUAAAAAUGAAACAAUUUUUAUCAAAUCUUUCACUUAAAUCCACACAUAACUACAUAACAAAAUACUUUAAAUCAAUAACAUCAGCUGCAAUCAAGUUAAUAUAUGUCAACUACAUGUAUUCCCUGUCGCUUUUGUUAAACAAAAGUAAGAUAUAUCAUUUGACUCAAAAAUUUGAGAAAUAUUAAAUCUUUAAUCAAAGAUCUUUCCAAAAACAUUUGUUUCGAUUUUUCAGAUUAACGUUACAAAAACUUUGAAUUAAUGUGAAAUCUUACAGAAAUCAGAACGCUUUUACGAAUCAUAUGCUUAAAAUGAAAACUAUUUUCUAAAAAAAAAAUACUCACUAAUAAACCUACAAUAUUUAGACACAUCAAAUAUUUACAAAUCAAAAUUGAUAAAAGUACUUUAGAAAACUAUCUGUUACAAAAAUUAUAUAUAUUACGUUAACUUAAAUUUUAUUAUUUAAUAUAAUUUUAAAAAUAUUAAAAAAUCAUAUAACUUUAUAUCAUUAAAUUAGCCAAAAAUCUGUUAAACAAAUCUUAAAUUUAACCAAUUCAACAAAUGUAACUCUUAUAAAACGCACACAAAAUAUAAUGUAAGAGAGUAGGCUUGGACAUUCGAAUUUUUGGAUCAAGUACGGAUCGUUCUUUUCCGAUCCGUAUUUUACGAGUCCAUACAUGUGGCCCUAACAAGGUAUAUAAUAAUUUUUGGUUUGGAUUCAGGUAGGUUCGUUUAUUUCAGGUCUGGAUGGGUCCGGUCCAUAAUUCAGAUACCUGUAAUUUUAGGUACGUAACAGAUCUGGAUCGUUAUUCGUUCAGGUAUUGAAGACCCGAAAAACUCGAAGUACCAGAAAAAUGCCAGAAACACGAAAAAUACUCAAAAACUCAAAACUACCUAAAAAUAUUCAAAUAUCCAAAAAAUCCAAAAAUUUAACAUGAACAUAAAAACCAAAAAUACCUAAACUUUAUCCACAUACCCAAAAUAUAUUUUUUAAAAUUUUGAAAUUUUAUUCGAAACUCAAAACUAUAACCGAAAAUCUGAAACAAAAACAUAUUCACAAUAUCCAAAAAUACCUAAUAACAAAAUAUUUUUGUUACCCAAUAAAGUCUUGGAUAUGAUCCGUACUCGAACAAAGCCCCGCGGGUCCAAAGAAAUACACUAUAGGUACUUUUCUUUGACCUAGACCCAAACCAAACCUGAUUUCGGGUUGGUUUCGGAUAAAAUACCUAGAUUUAAGAGAGAAUUACAUAAUAAUGUACAUACAAAAUCUUAAAUAAACUAAUUCAUAAAUUAUAUAUAUAUAUAUAUAUAUAUUUUUUUAAAAAAUAUCUUCUUCUAUGUAAUACGAAUUUAUAACAUAAUAAUGGAAAAAAAAUUAAAAUGGUAAUUCAUAUUAAAAAUUAUGUACAAUUUAAAAACCCGCGCUUUUGAAGCGCGGAUCAAAAUCUAGUUCUGAUUUAAAGAAUAACCAUCUAUACCAAAGAUGGUUUGAACCUGGAGAACAAGGACACCAACCCUUUUAUAUAUAUAUUACCACUAGACUACCAACAUUUUGGUUAACUGUUAAACAUUUAUACUUUGCUUUUAUCACUUUUAUUCAAAACAAACAUGUAAAGGAAACAACUCAUUUUAUGUAUAUAUACUUGUAAAACUUGUUCCUGAAAUGUCUGCAAAAACUGAAACUGACAUGAAAGAACCAUUUGAAUUAAAGAAACAAAAAAAGAGAACUAACUGAAUAACUUUGAUAUUUAUUCAAAAUUGCAACAUAAAAACAAAUUAUCUGUCAACACGAGGAAAUGAGAAUGUUAAACAUGUAUCCGGUAUUUGAAUAUAGGAACUGAAAUAAAAAGUGGUGCUCCACUUAAUUCUUUAAAAAAUCUAUUAUAUUAUUGGCUGAUGCCAAUUGUUUCCGUACCCGAAAACGAAAAACUCGAUUAAGGAAAUAGUGAGUUAACUAAAGCCCUUGAGAAUAUUCAUUGUAGAAUUGUUGCUUUCUUUAGAUAAAGUAGAAAAGUAAUGCAUGUAAUCUUCACUACAAUAGAUUUGAUCAUACCAAUUCCUUUUGUCGUUAAGUUAAACAAAGGCUCUAUAUAUAUGUAGCCAUGUCUUAAUGUGUACCUUAUAACCUACUCACAAAGCAACCAGACAACACAUACAUCUCUCAUCUCUCUAUUCUCUCUCACUGUAAACUUCAAAUUAUGAUGGGAUACAAAACAAACGCUAAUUUCUCCAUGUUGUACGACCAAGACCACCCUCAUAAUUAUGAUUAUGAUGACCUCUCUUCAUCAACUUCUGUUGAUUGCACUCUCUCCCUUGGAACACCAUCUACUCGUCUCGACGAACACCAUAGAUUUUCUUCUGCCAAUUCUAACAACAUCUCCGGCGACUUCUUCUUUCACGGAGGAAGCCCAAAAACGACGACGUCUUACAAGAAGAGCGGUAGUGAACACAACCUGCCUCGCCGUUGUGCUAGCUGCGACACAACUUCUACUCCUCUAUGGAGAAACGGACCAAAAGGGCCUAAGUCGUUAUGCAAUGCGUGUGGAAUCAGAUUCAAGAAGGAAGAGAGGCGUGCAGCCGCCAGAAACUCAAUAACGUCCGGUGGUGGUUCAUCAGUGGCAGAAGUUCCGGCAGAGAACCUGUACAACGGAGGUGGAAACUAUUACACUCAUCAUCACUAUGCUUCGUCGUCACCCUCGUGGGCUCAUCAGAACACACAAAGAGUUCAGUAUUUCUCGCCGGCACCGGAGAUGGAAUAUCCGUUCGUUGAUGACGUCACGGCUGCCUCGUUUCUGUCUUGGAACUGACGUCACCGAAACCAAUGGCCUUCUCCACCAUUUUUGACGAGAUAAACGUUAACUAUGGAUGAUGAUGACGAUGAUGAAAGGUCUUGUCAUAGAUUCUCACCCAAAGUAAAUCAGUCCUGGUCAAAUUCAUUAUAGAUUCUUUUUAUUUAUCUAUUUCUUACAUCGACUCUAUCUCCUUUUUUUUGUCGACGCCCAUCGACUCUAUCUCCUUGUGUUUUCUUUUUAUGACUUUUUGAAAGAUAAAUAUAUAUAUAUAUAUGUACUGUUUACAACCCUUUUCAUGAUAUUCCACUUGUUUUGAGUUUUGACCGUAUAUGUUAUGAUACAUAGUAUUAGAGAUGUCAAACAGGUUUACCCAUCCCGUUCCGUUCUAUACCGCGGUGGGUUAGUCAUCGAGCGGGUCACAGCGAACCUGUUCCGUGCGGACUGCGGUCUUCAAAAUGCUGGCCCAAACCUGUACCACGGAAUAUAUAGGCCUUCGCGCGAGACACCUCCUUAUCAAACCGUCUGCUACAUCUUCUUUCAUGAAUGUUCAAAUAGAAGAGUUGUGUAAGAGAGAUGAAGAGAGCUCAUUAAGUUUCACUAAAGCCUUAUCAAAAUCAAUGCCACAAAGCUCCGUUUGUGCUUGCAUUUUUGAGUUAAAAGCUUUCUUUUAUUAUCACCAUAAGCUUUUGUUAAGUUUGAAUCUUAUUGAGUUGUUGUCUUUGUAAUAAUUUGUCUCAAGUGUUGUAUGUCUUCAUCAAACCAUCUCUCUUUUUCAUUAUUUGGAUUGCAAAAAAAUUUGUGAAUCACUUUGCCAAAUUAUACAAAUGACGUGAUAUACGACUAACUUUUCUUCUAAACAACACUAUUGUAACCAAUUUUUUUUAAUUAAAAAAAACACCACUUCACAGUACUGAAAACAAAACCAAUCAA